Molecule: messenger RNA, 365 nt
Organism: Staurois parvus
Lineage: Eukaryota; Metazoa; Chordata; Amphibia; Anura; Ranidae
Source: the annotation of a GenBank genome assembly
GGAGCCAGGGGCGGACUGACCAUUUGGAAACUCUGGCACUGCCCGAGGGCCCGGGGUCAGUAGGGGGCCCCAUGAGAUGCCCCUGGUACCUUUUUCAUAGGCUUUUUUGAGUUUGGGCAAGGACACAGGGGCCCCAUGAUCUCCUAUUGCCCGGGGCCCCCAUGAGUUGUCAGUCCACCCCUGCUUGGAGCCAUAAUGGUAAUGGCCUCAUCACAUAUUGGAGACAAUCUCUACAGCUGCUAAUCUGCAGGGAAAGGGGCCCCUAUGAGAUACCCCUGGUACCUUUCAUAGGCUUUUUUGGGUGUGAUUUGAGUGUGGGCAAGGACACAGGGGCCCCAUGAUCCCCUAUUGCUCGGGGGCCCCAU